AUGCCUCUAGACCUUGGAGAUAUCGGACCAGCAGACAUUCGCGCUACCCGCGCUCCGCCUGGAACCUAUUCAUUCACCACCCAAGAGCUUAGCUACCCGCCCAGCAACAGAUCGUCAUCCGAAGCUCCCUCAGAGGAGCCCGUAGCACCUGCUCCCGAGAUGCCCAGUACACCCCAAGCCCUUCCCCGCGCGGCCGCCUUGCCUGGCACUCCCCAGGGCUCAGGCACUCCUCAACUCGCCGCCCCCUUUGGCGGCAUAAAUCUCAACUCUCCCAGUGAGAAUCCUGCCACUACCGCUCGCCGCCGCCGCUUCGGCGCCCUUUUGGGCGAAUCCCCCAAAAAGAAGCACACAUUUUUUGAGGAACUUGCGCAAAGGGAAGCCUUACCUUGUGGAAUCGACAUUCCUGGACAAGCCCAGAACCCCGGCGUCAAAGCCGCCAUUCCAUCCCACCUAGUGAGGGACAUGAAGGAUCGCAUAGUUCGAUACAACCAGAUUCGACAAGACAUUUCUUCCACGGCACGAGCUCGUCUCGCGAUGCGAGAAGUCAUGUCUGGUCCUGUUGGCGAAGGCGUUCUUUUCGAUUUGACGAGCGAUGACGAAGAGUACAUUCGUCGCAUACUGGAAACUCAGCAGAGCAACAUGAGUCUAAUCCUCCGAAAGAACUCUCGUGCCUUUCCAAAGGCCUUUCGAGAUUGGGAUCCCAAGAAAACCGAGGCGGGUACUUCCUCCAACGGGCUCAGAGUCAUCCUCAAGGAUAAGCAGAACCGUGCCUUGUUCAAAGUAACCAUCGGUGACUUUGAGGAAACGCAUGCCCGGAAGAUUAUGUUCGGCGAAACAACAGCUGGUCAUGUGCCUCCACCUAGCCCAAUGAAGCGGAAGACGGCCGACGUCCAACACAAGGAUCGUGCUGACAUGGCCACAUCUGAGGAUUCGUUCAAGAGACCGAAGAUCGUUGGCAAAUUCUCAAUUGAAGUCAAGCGAGCUCCCUCAGCGGAGCAAGCCAUUACUGAAAGCUUGGAUACCAAGAUUUACGAUAAUCACAAAAUCCGAGGUGUUCCUGGUGGAUUUGAGGUUGCCGUCAACUAUGGUAAUUUUGGCGGUCACCCUAUGGGCUUGCCCGGCAUGAAACUUGCUGUGCCCUCUGAUCUCGCAAAAUUUCUGAACGACAAAGCUCAGGGAGCAGCCAACAACACCAGACUUGGCGGUUCGCCGUACGAUCGGGCUAUGAAGGCUGUGCGAGAGUUCAUGUCGGAAGAGUUCAAGGAGUUCAGCGGACCAUGCGCACUGAUCAACAUGACUACGGAAGAAGAGUCCCGUUUCCUUCGCGCUUACGAUGGAGAGGAUUACGCAUCGGUGGCUUCUGCCAUACGCGGACGCCCUUCAUCCUUCUUGUCUCUGUCGCUUUUCAAGGACUGGGACCCUACGGCCACAGUGAUCGAGCGCCAUCCCGAUGGUGAGGUCACAGUCUUGUUUCAAGACUAUUUCAACCGCAAGUUGAUGGGCGUUUGGAUCAGAGGAUAA
Molecule: messenger RNA, 1521 nt
Organism: Pestalotiopsis fici W106-1
Lineage: Eukaryota; Fungi; Ascomycota; Sordariomycetes; Amphisphaeriales; Sporocadaceae
Exons: 5
Coding region: 1-1521 (506 amino acids)
Source: RefSeq, a predicted model, not a curated record